Dissoconium aciculare CBS 342.82 is the source of this 750-nucleotide messenger RNA. RefSeq lists its product as uncharacterized. The annotation marks the transcript as partial. The record is from RefSeq and is a predicted model, not a curated record. The transcript is spliced from 2 exons. Gene Ontology annotation, molecular function: protein binding. NCBI's taxonomy places the organism in Eukaryota, Fungi, Ascomycota, Dothideomycetes, Mycosphaerellales, Dissoconiaceae.
GAGAAACCUGAGAUUGAGCGCUACUCGCCCGAAGAAGAAGCCGCACUGCUCGCGGAAUCAAACACUCACAAGACGACCGGCAACAACCUAUUUGGAAAGGGCUCCUACGAGAACGCUGUUCAGAACUACGACCGGGCAUUAUCAUCAUGUCCGAACUACCUAGACUAUGAACUUGCUGUCCUGCGAUCCAAUGUCGCAGCUUGCCAUCUGAAGCUCUCAGAAUGGAAGGAAGCUGUAGCCAGCGCAGAGAAGGGUAUAGACUGUCUCGAACGGCUUGAGCCUCUUCCACGGACGAAGAAGCCGAGAGCGCAGAAGGGCACCGUUGAAGAGGUCGAUGACGAUCUUGCUGCUCGGAUCGAAAACCUUCAAAAGUCCGGUCACACGAUAGAUGAAGUUCGGCGACUACAGAUCAAACUGCUGAUGCGGAGGGCAAAGGCACGUACCGAGUUGGGGGGCUGGGCGGCAUUGCAGGGUGCGGAGGAAGAUUAUACGACACUGCUGAACCCGGCAAUGGCUGCGGUGCUGACGGCGACGGAUAGGAGAACUGCCGCAGACGCGCUCAGGAACUUGGCCCCCCGGUUGAAUACGGCACGUGAAGAAGAAAUGGCCGAGAUGAUGGGGAAGUUAAAGGGCCUCGGUAACAGCAUUCUGAAGCCUUUUGGCUUGAGCACCGAGAACUUUCAAUUUACGAAAGACCCCAGCAGCGGCGGGUACAGUAUGAACUUCAAUCAGAGUCCAGGCAGGAAAUAA